UUCUUUUUUCAUUGUUGGCUGUACCUGGUGAGACAGACGACGUUGUCUGUCAUUCUUUGGUUGUUGUAAUGCCGACGGAUGGGUUAUUUGUAUUGCAUUAAUGUAUACUUGCAAAGCGUAUUCUUUUUAGAACAUUUAUGAUUCAAAUAAGUAAGAGAAAAUCUACUGAGUACAUAAUAAACACUGUCCUCUUUUGCAUCGUGGUCAUAAGUUGGAGCUAUGUGAUAGCUGCUGGAAGGUACAUAUCUCUACGUCACCUAUGUACCAAGGUUCAUAGUUCUCAGUUACAUAUAGAUACCAAUGAGAAUUAAUUACAGAUGGCAUUUUCUGCUGAUGCCGCAGCUUUUCAAGUUCAGGAGCGUCUGAAGGGUCUGUAUCGGUUGGUGCAUGAUAUAGAGGAAGAACGCAUUCGAAGUGAACAUAACCUUAAUAAUAUUACAAAAGCUCAUGAGAAGAUAAAUCAGGAAGAGAAAGUGUCACCAUAUUAUCAGCAAAAAUUGAAAGGUCUGUAUUCUGCUGCUGUGGCAGAUGCUGAACAAGAAGAAGAAUUAAUUCGCAGUGCAUUGACGAAAGUGAAUGAGAUUCGGUCCAUCAGGAAUGAAAGGAGGAUACAAGCAAGGAAUGCUGGGAAUAAAGAAACAAUACGUAGAGGUGCACUGAUGAAAAUGCUUCAAAGCUCAGCACAGACAUUGCCUUUAUGGGUAGGGAAACUUGGGGAGAAAGCCCCACCUCUUUGUGGUGCAGUUCCUGCAGAGUCUACGUAUGUAGCAAAGAUGGGAGACAUGGUUGCUGCCUUGGUGAAAGGUGCAGAAGAAGAGGAAAACUGGAUUCUAGCAGAAGUUGUACAAUUUAAUGCUGCCACAAACAAAUAUGAAGUAGAUGAUAUUGAUGAGGAACAGAAAGACAGACAUAUUUUGAGUCGGCGUCGUGUUGUACCCCUCCCACUGAUGAGAGCAAAUCCUGAGACAGAUCCACAUGCUCUCUUCCCAAAGGGUUCUAUAGUAAUGGCCCUGUACCCUCAGACAACGUGUUUCUACAAAGCUGUUGUGAAUCAGCUUCCUACAUCUUCAACAGAAGAAUAUGAAGUUCUUUUUGAAGACCCAUCAUAUGCUGAUGGUUAUUCCCCUCCUCUGACUGUUGCACAGCGCUAUGUUAUUUCAAUCAAAGACAAGAAAGGAAAAAGUCAAACAUGACAGCUGGCCACAGUGACAGAGAUUGUCACAGCACCUGCAACAUGUUCAGAUUGAUGGAAAAAAAAUAAUAAAUGUUGAGAAAUGUCUAAUUUUCUCACAGUAGAACUCAAGACUGCAAUAUACUAGUACUUUGAAAUAUCUAUGCUUAUGCUGGAUUAAAGAAACUUGAAUUAAUCAGUGUAAUAAAAUUCAGUUAGCAGAAGAAGAAUAGAGGUUAUUGACAUUUAAAUGUUUGUGGUUGUAGGAGAUGAUAUUAGGAUUUAAAGCUGUCAUAACUAUGACUUGAGUUUGUACAUUUCUUGAAAUAAUACAUCAUGAAAUUCACAUUUAAAGCUGCAUGGGCUUUAUAAUGAAAUAUUACAUAUUUACUUUGGAUUAAAACAUACUGAAAUGCGUGAAUAUUGUAAAAUUCUCAGUUAAAAUAAUGUAGAGGUCUACAUUGAAGUAUCACAUUUUUAUUUUGUAGUAAAAUAUGGAUUGCAUGAGUAUUAAGAUCUUAAAUUUAUAUUUGCUUAAAGAUAGGAAAUCAGUUUGUUGUUGAAAAAUGAAUGGUUCGUGUAGUAUGAAAGAACAGUCAAGGUAAAGAUAAAAUGAAUGGUAUAAGUGAAAAAUGUUUAGCUGUUGUGACAGCUUUGUCCAGCACAACUCUGUCAUGGAUUAGAUGCAAGUUGUAUCAGGGUUUAGGUAGUGGGAGAUUUUUGCUUGCACAAGCUAUGGAGAGAGAUAUGGGAUAAUGAUAACAUUUUUAUACUUUUCAUAGUGUUUAAGGGCUCAAAGAAAGAACAGACAAUACUGUUACAGCCUGGUAUCAGCUUCAGAAACAAGGGACUGGGGGAAAAGGAUGGACCAUGAUUGGAGUCUUAAUUUUUAUACAAUAAAUUGGGUGUUGCCACUUUGUAAA
Messenger RNA from Zootermopsis nevadensis, 2094 nucleotides. RefSeq names its product SAGA-associated factor 29 (gene Sgf29). The record is from RefSeq and is a predicted model, not a curated record. Lineage: Eukaryota; Metazoa; Arthropoda; Insecta; Blattodea; Termopsidae. Gene Ontology annotation, cellular component: SAGA complex.